Messenger RNA from Ruditapes philippinarum (Manila clam), 2057 nucleotides. RefSeq lists its product as uncharacterized. The record is from RefSeq and is a predicted model, not a curated record. Bases 1 to 1992 code for a protein of 663 amino acids. Lineage: Eukaryota; Metazoa; Mollusca; Bivalvia; Venerida; Veneridae. The transcript is spliced from 9 exons.
AUGCAAUUGGUGAUAAUAGGUACUUGCCUUGCUGUUGUUGCUUUUGCAUCAGUGGUAGUGAUCAUUUACAGAGAAAAAUCUCGGAGAUGUAAAGUUGAACGUGAUUGGGAAAUGUCAAGCGACUAUAGUCAAGAAAACCAAGAUAAUGGAAAUGGUAAUGGCAAAGAAAUGGUUUUAAAUAACUCCAGUAGACAUAACGUUGAUGGCAAUGAUUUAGCACCACAAGCAAACAAAGAAGGAAGGCACAUUGCUGUGGUCCGUCCACAUAUUGAAUCAAAUAGCAAAGACUGCAAAGAAGUUGAAAACUUAGAUGACAUAUUACAACAUAGAACAAGGGAAAGUUUUCAGGUUGCUGGAGACUCCGAGAAUACACAAGCUGUUAAUGCUGCAGAAAACUCAGAAAACAAACACCAAAAUAACCAGUUGUGUCAAAGAACAAAGAACGAAUCAUUAUCUCCCAGGGAUUUAGUUGCCCCUGAAUUUGAAAUAGACUGGACAAGAAUUUUCUUACAACUAUCAAGAUCGUUUUCUCCAACACGCUGGAAAUUAUUUGCAUAUCAAUUACUCAGCAAUUGUCAGGAGAUGGCUAGAAGCGUUCAUGAUACAGUUGAUGAAAUAGAGCUAGAAGCAAAUCAUACAGAGGGUUGGGUCAUUCACGCUUACAUUAAAGUAUUCAAUAAAUGGCUUGACAAUGUAGGCAGGGCAAAUGCAACCUUUGGACAUAUUAAAGAUGCUGUUUCUGCGUCUAUAGAUUCAAAAGAAGCCUUAGACCAAAUACUUUCUAUCGAAAGGAAUCCGCCGAUGAAAAUAAAGGAACAACGUUAUGCUGCUGUAGUUCCGAGGAAAUUUGAGCAAACAAUUAGCAGCAAUUCUUCAUUUCAGCAUUUUAUGGCCUUGCAUAAUGAUGAAGAACCAGGCAACUCUAAUUGCGGGAGGGAAUUAUAUAUCAGAUCAAGUGAAACAAAACGUUUCCAAUUAGCCCAUUGUCCCUACUGUUCUUUGUAUACUAAAAAUGAAAUAUCCGAUCGUCAGGAAACGCUAACUUCGGUUCAAUCAAACGAAUCCUAUAGAGAGCAAAAUAAAAAACGAAAGAAAGAUCAGUCACAAACUCAGCAGCCUAAACGGCGUAUAACAGAAAAAUAUGAAAAAUAUAUCAUUGAAAAUGCAAAACAAAAUCUACAUUUAGAAUUCAUGCCAAUUCGUCAAAAUGACUAUGACAUGUACAUGAAUUUUGUUAUAGCAUGUAUAGCAAACGAAUGUCAGGUUGCGGAAAGAACAGUAUGGUCGGUCACACAAGCAGGAUUUUGUGAAGCUCAAGAAGUAAUCAAAGAAAAAGGAACGAUGUUUGUUAUAAAUGAUGAAAGGAUUAAUCUUUGUCUAAGAAAAGAAACAUUUGAAGAAUUAACUUUUUAUGGAAACAUUGCACGACCAAAACUCCUAAAAUAUCUGAAAGAAAGGAAUCCGGAAUACGAUUCUACCACUUCAGAAACGUUUAUGUUCAUAAACUUUAACGGGAUACCGUUAUUUGAACACAUGGAAGAUAAAGAUGACCAAAGUCAAAGUUACAUUGCUACACAAGAGAAAGAUACCAAGCAGCGUUUCAAACUUAACAGUCCAACGGGAUCUUCUAUCAAAACAAGCUUAUACAUGAAGGAAUCUGAUGAAAACAUAGACGACUACAAACCCAGACGGAAACAAAACUCAUCCGACCAGUCUACUGAAAGUGAGCAAAUCAAUAGAUGUUUCAGAAAAACUAGCACAUUUGAUACACAUGAAUAUAAACCUAUAGAAGAAGAAGAAGAAGGAACAUCAAAAAGCGCUACAAAUCAUGAAAAAGAAAAAAGCAACAAAGCAGAGGACGGACAAGAAAUAGUAAAAAGUCAGAUGAACGAUAUCAAAAAGAAGGAAAUCGAAUCUUCGGAAGUAGAUAUGGAAACGGAGACACAAAGCAUCACACAAUCGUUCUUCCAUAAAUUCUGUGAAAUUUCUUAACCCAUAAUAUAUUUCAGAUUCAUCAAGCUAUUUAAUUUCAAGCUUAUAUUGUUUCCUUCUGUUUU